Molecule: messenger RNA, 2809 nt
Organism: Colias croceus (clouded yellow)
Lineage: Eukaryota; Metazoa; Arthropoda; Insecta; Lepidoptera; Pieridae
Product: zinc finger protein 761-like
Exons: 1
Coding region: 1587-2732 (381 amino acids)
Source: RefSeq, a predicted model, not a curated record
ACCGCAUCAUAAUCCGUUACGUAGUUUUAAAGAUUUGAGCAUCCAAAGGGACAUAGGGACAGAGAAAGCGACUUUGUUUUAUACUAUGUAGUGAUAAUGCAAAUGUGCAUGUGUGGCAUAUACAAUUAUGUAAAAAAAUGAAAAAAAUGUACGUAUCGAACAAGAUAUAAUGCAGUGUUACUAAGAUGAUGGUAAAUAAUCGUUAUAAAAUGCAAAAGGAUAUUUUUUUAUUCUUGAUUUACAAUUUUUGUUUUAAAAAUCUAUCUCUAUUGAUUGGAUAGACUUGGGAUAAAAUAAAAUUUAUAUUGGUUAGUACUAUAUUGUAAAAUCUUACCCGGGCCUGUAUACUAAUUGUACCUACUUACCUAAUGUUAAAUUAUUAUCAUUAAAAUAACUGAAAUCGUUAUUGUUACAACUUUGGUAUUAAAUAACGCGUGAUUUUGUUUUUUAUUAUAGUAAUUCUUGGUUUAUAACUGAUUUAAAAAAAUAAAUCUCUCAAAGAUAUUCUCAGUAAUAAAAUCGUGUUGUCAAUGAAAAAUUUUAUAAUGGUAAAAAAAUAAUUAUGUUUAAGUUUUUUACAUCACAUCUGGUUGUAAGGAAAAUUAUGAUAUUUCGUUAAUAUUGUGAAUCAUUAAACGUAAGAUAAACGUUUUUGUUCGAAUGUUGCAAGGGGGCAAGAAAUCGCUUGCAAAAAUUGAUUAGGGUGGAUUUUUGAUAUGGGUCAUGAAAGAACUUAUGAUUUUUUUUAAUCCAAAAUAAUAUAUGGUUCUGGAUAAUCCAUGCCUUAAACAUAACAUUUGCUCUAGGAACUAGAGAAAGAAAGAACUGGAGUCUAGUUCUUUCGCUGGGAGGGUUACCAUGAUGCCUCAAAGCAGUAUUAAGUCCCGUGUGGAAAAAAUACUGCGCUAUAUAGGUCGUCUAUCAUUCUAGCGCUAACACUUUCCCACACAAAAUGAAUACUGCUUUAAGACGUCAUGGGAACUGCCCAGUUGUAUCGGGAAUUUCGUACCAUAACGCUUAUAGUAUUCGUAAACAGUUUAUAAAUUCAAAUCUUUAUAAUUUUCUUUCUAAUAUAAACAAAAAAGAGCGUGUGUGCCGACCCCGCGUCAGAAGUGAAACUUGUUUGGCAAGAAAUUUUACUCUGCACGCGCGAAAUUUUACUCUCGACGCGCCUACAGAAGUUUUACUUCAAAAAUCGAUUGUUUUUUAAUAUUUUUUGCCCUCUGCACAGACAGUUUUAUAUUAAAGUUUAAUAACUUGCCCAAUGUCUUGCCUUAUUGCUGCAUAAACUAUUGUCCUAUAUCAGAAAUCCAUUCUGCAUCGAACGCAUGAUUAAGUUUUCAAGUAUUAUUAUUUAUUUCGUAUUUUAUAUUUAAGAACUGUGCUGUGCAUAAUAUAAAUAAUUGAUGGUAUUCAUUGUACUAAAUGAUCGAAUUAGGUAUCGAUUUAAGACCUAGUAUUUGGUACAUUAAGCAAUGAUAACUGAAACUCAAAAUUCGUGAUUGUAUAAUACCUCAGACAUUAAGGAAGGAAAAUCUCAUUUAACUGUCCACUAUUCGUUUUAAGCAAUUUUUUUAAUAAACAAUAUGCUGAAUAUUGAUGCUUUUCUUUGCAAAAACCUGUACCCAGUCACUUGUCUUUUUCUAGGAUUGGAAGAAAUAACACGUUUAAGAUGCGACGGAAGCGAUGAUGUAAGAAUACAGAGUCAAAAUGUAUUGGAUCGGGAAGAAAAUAAAAGUUAUUAUACUAAAAUAAUUAUAAAAAAAGGGCAAACAAAAAGUUCAGAUGAGGAAGAAGAUAAAAAUGCGUUGUGGAAACAGAAUGUACUUACCCUUUUAGAGUUUUCUAACCUAUACCCGUUUAUACAUAGCAGAAGUAAAUAUGGGUGCUUCGUUUGCUCAAAACUAUUUCUAGACACCAACGCACUUAGAGAACAUUAUAAUGGUCACCCAGUGAAUGAAAUAAGCCUCGCGCUAAGCCGAGUUAAAGAUAAUAUUGUUAAGGUUGAUGUAUCAAACGCGACGUGUAAAAUUUGUGCACGGACCCUCGAUAGCCUAAGAUCGCUAAAAAUCCACUUACAAGAACACGGUAAAGAAAUAGAUCUAAACAUGAAAGAUGCUAUACCAUUCAAAUUGGAUGGUGCAGACUUUGAAUGCCAAAUAUGCGGGGAUAAGUUUUUAAAGCUACGCAUCUUGAUAAUACACAUGAACAAACAUUACAAUAACUACAGUUGUGAGACUUGUGGCUCUGGAUUCAUAUCGCUCAAUUUGUUGAAACGUCAUUUAGAGGUGCAUCAAACUGGCUCGUAUCCUUGCACUGAAUGUGAUAAAGUGUUCACCAGUGCACCUAAAAGGAGUCUUCAUUUGCGUGGAGUUCACUUAAAACAGCACCCUCGUACCUGUCCUUUGUGUCCAGAACGAUUCAUCUCGAACUAUAAGAAGAUUGUCCACCUACGAUUCGUUCAUAAUCAGAAUGUGUUUCUUCAUAAAUGUGAUACUUGUGGACGGGAGUAUAACUUGAAGUGUCAGUUGGAUAGGCAUGUCCGUGCGGUGCACAUGCAAGAAAGAAAAUACGAGUGUGACGUCUGCCAAAAGAGCUUCUUUACACAGUACAGAUUGAAAAGGCAUGGCCUCACUCAUACUGGGGAGAAACAGUUCAAAUGCCCAGCAUGCGGGAAGCCGUAUGCGAGGAAGGAUAAUAUGGAAAUUCAUGCGAAAUCGUGCAAGAAAUGAUUUAGUGAAUCUAGAUUUUAUUGUAAAUGUGUUUGUGUUACCGAUAAAAUAAACAUUCGAAAGAUUGAUUUAACAUU